UGCGGCACUGUGGGGCUGGCCCUCGAGCUCCGACUAAGUCCAAGUCCAGCCCGUUGGCCACGGGAGAUGCCGCAUUUUCAGCUGAGCAGCUUCCUCUGCGGCUGACAAGUCUGCUCUUGAGAGGGAGAGUAGUUCCGUCAACAUGACGACCACCAAAGCGUAAUAGAGACUCGCAUCGAGCUCAGUCAAUCUUUUAGAGUCUUUUGUCCAAGUUUUGUCGGAUUCAACUUGUAUGGGUCUCGUCGGGCGGCAGGCGCGGACCUGAAGGAACGCGCACAUUCUACCCGGCAACUUCAUCUUGUCAGCGCUCCCUGCGAGGCAGACAUCCUCUUUUUCGAAACCAACGACCCGAGUAAAGCCCGCUCGACGACAUGGCUCGCGACGAGAGCAGGGAAGGUCUCCUCCAGGAUACCAGAAGGCAAUCACUGGACAGCGACGGCGAAGACUCCGGAUCCGACUUUGAAGCGACCGACUUCUUAGACCACGAUACCUUGACACCUUCCGCUCGGGCUCCCCGCCGAAGACUCGGACGAUGGCCGCUUAUCCAGAACCUCUCGAGGCGCAGCCGAUGCUGCAUCUGGACCCUGGCCGCCACCGCCAUCCUACUCCUCCUCCUCACCCUCAGCGGCGCAUUCCUCUACAAAAAAUACCAAGACGAGCCUCCAUACGGCCUCUCCCCGCCCUGGUACCCCUCUCCCAAAGGCGGGAUCGCCCACACCUGGGCAGCCAGCUACGAAAAAGCCUCCAAACUCGUCAGCCGCAUGACCCUCCCCGAGAAGGUCAACAUCACAACCGGAACAGGCUGGCAGAUGGGGUUAGCAGUCGGCACGAACGGUCCCGCAGUGCACGUCGGCUUCCCUCAACUCCAACUGCAAGACGGCCCCCUAGGGAUCCGCUUCGCCGACAACAUCACCGCCUUCCCAGCCGGCAUCACCGUCGGCGCGACCUGGAACCGCCGUCUCAUGUACGCCCGCGGCAAAGCGCACGCCAUUGAAGCCCGAGGAAAGGGGAUCAAUGUCCUCCUAGGCCCCUGCGUGGGACCUCUGGGCCGGAUGCCAGCCGGCGGACGCAACUGGGAGGGGUUCGGCGCAGACCCGUAUCUCCAGGGCGUUGCUGGGGCUGAGACAGUCAAGGGCAUCCAGAGCGAGGGGGUUAUGGCUACGAUCAAGCACUUUGUGGCUAAUGAGCAGGAGCAUUUCCGGCAGCCGUGGGAAUGGGGCCUGCCGCAUGCUAUCAGUGCUAACAUUGAUGAUCGGACGCUGCACGAGUUGUAUGUCUGGCCGUUUGGGGACGCGGUUAGGGCGGGCGUGGCGGCGGUUAUGUGCUCGUAUAAUAUGGUUAACAAUUCCUACGCGUGUGGGAAUAGUAAGCUGCUGAAUGGGAUUUUGAAGGAUGAGCUUGGGUUUCAGGGGUUUGUGAUGAGCGACUGGCUUGCGCAGCGGGCGGGUGUGGCCACGGCGCUGGCCGGGCUGGAUAUGACCAUGCCGGGGGAUGGGCUGCGAUGGGCAAAUGGUGAGUCGCUGUGGGGGCCGCAGCUUACCAGGGCCGUCCUGAACGGCAGUGUGCCCGUGGAGCGGCUGAAUGAUAUGGUGACGCGUAUCGUUGCGGCGUGGUAUCAGAUGGGUCAGGACGAUGAGGCUAAAUUCCCACGGCGUCCUCCGAACUUUUCGUCGUGGACCGAUGAUCGCAUGGGCGUUCUUUCCCCGGGUAGUCCCAGCCCGCAGGAGGAGGUUGUUGUCAACGAGUUUGUGGAGGUCCAGGCCAACCAUUCCAUCAUUGCGCGCGAGGUGGCCGCCGAGGGGACCGUGUUGCUCAAAAAUGAAGGGUUGCUGCCAAUCAGUCGACAGGGGCUUGACGAGUCGAGGCUCAAGACGAGGCGCACGAUUGUUGAACGGGCGACUGGGAAGCUGCAUUCGGGAAAGUUCAAGGUGGGAAUCUUUGGAGAGGAUGCCGGACCUGGGAACGGGCCAAAUUUCUGCAAAGACCGCGCUUGCAAUCAAGGCACGCUCGGAUCGGGCUGGGGCUCCGGAGCUGUUGAGUUCCCCUAUCUGGUCUCACCCGUCGAGGCACUUCGCAAGCAGUUUGACGACUCCAAGGUCGAGCUCCACGAAUACCUCACGAACAAGCCAGUCCUAAGCGGCAGCAACACGACAAUCGACGACCUCGAGUUGUGCAUCGUGUUCGUCAACGCCGACUCGGGUGAGGGUUUCGCAAAGUGGGACAAUGUUCGGGGCGACCGGCCAGACUUGAACCUUCAGAGCGGCGGCGACGACCUCAUCGUCAACGUAGCGAGCAGGUGCGGCGGAGGGAGCGGCGAUGUCUUGGUCGUCGUGCAUGCCGUCGGUCCCGUGCUGAUGGAAAAGUGGAUCGAGUUGCCCAACGUCAAGGCAGUCCUCCUCGCCAACCUCCCCGGCCAAGAGUCGGGCAACGCACUGAGCGAUAUCCUCUUUGGCGACACCAACCCGUCAGGCCACCUCCCCUUUACCAUCGGCAAAAGCCUUGCAGAUUACGGCCCCGGCGGGCAGGUGCUCUACCUCCCCAACGGCGUGGUCCCGCAGCAAGACUUCUCCGAGGGCCUUUACAUCGACUACCGCUACUUCGACAAGCACAACAUCUCGCCCCGCUUCGAGUUCGGCUUCGGCCUCAGCUACACCACCUUCAACUUCAGCAACCUCCGCGUCUCGUCGCACAGAACCAAGUCACCUCUCCCGCUUCCCCGCCCGAGUCCCGCCGCCAAACCCCCUACAUACCCAACCGCCAUCCCGCCCAAAACUCAGGCAUUGUUCCCUGCCAACUUCCGCCCGCUGGAGAAAUACAUCUACCCAUACCUCUCAUCAGUAGACGACAUAGAACCCGGCCCCUAUCCAUACCCAGACGGAUACUCCACCGCCCAACCGUUAAGCGGAGCAGGCGGCGCCGAGGGCGGCAACCCUGAUCUGUGGGGCAUCUACGCCGAGGUGACAGUGAACAUUAGGAAUGAUGGGCCCGUGGCGGGCGCGGUCGUGGCACAGCUGUACUUGGAGUACCCUGAGAAAGACGGGGUGGAUUUCCCGGUCAGGGUGCUCAGGGGGUUUGACAAGCUUUACCUCAAACCGGGGGAGAUUGGGACGGCGCAUUUUGCGCUGACGAGGAGGGAUUUGAGUUAUUGGGAUGUGCAAGAGCAGAAUUGGGUCAUGGUUACAGGCCUCGGUACGGAGGGGAGGUGUAGGGUGUGGGUGGGGGAGAGUUCGAGGGAUUUAAGGGUUAGUGGGGUGUGGUAAGGGUGAGGUCCCUGGCUUUGAGUCGGCUUCGACUCUGAGGAUCGGGGUCCGUAGGUAGUGUCUGUUGUUUCGAUAUAUGUAUAAGGUAGAUGGGACUCUUAAGGGACUCUGGAGUGGGUAACUGGCUCGGUUUAAGUUUGGGUUGUGGCUUCGGAAGGAUUGGGACUACUCGCUAUGUGCACAUAUUACUAGCAAAGGGGAAAGGAUGUAAUGUAAUAUAUAGCUUCCAUAAUACUUGCAGGUUGAAUC
Messenger RNA from Canariomyces notabilis, 3509 nucleotides. RefSeq names its product glycoside hydrolase family 3 protein. Lineage: Eukaryota; Fungi; Ascomycota; Sordariomycetes; Sordariales; Chaetomiaceae. Gene Ontology annotation, molecular function: beta-glucosidase activity. Bases 372 to 3260 code for a protein of 962 amino acids. The record is from RefSeq and is a predicted model, not a curated record. The transcript is spliced from 2 exons. Gene Ontology annotation, biological process: glucan catabolic process.